This is a messenger RNA of Anguilla anguilla (European eel), 1929 nucleotides long. RefSeq names its product calponin-1-like. NCBI's taxonomy places the organism in Eukaryota, Metazoa, Chordata, Actinopteri, Anguilliformes, Anguillidae. Gene Ontology annotation, biological process: actomyosin structure organization. The record is from RefSeq and is a predicted model, not a curated record. Bases 204 to 1121 code for a protein of 305 amino acids. The transcript has 8 exons. Gene Ontology annotation, molecular function: actin binding.
AUGGAAGAGUUUAAAAAAGAUUGAGAUUGAGAAAAGUUCUGCGAAGUGGACCAAGCUCAUGCCAAGUGCAGCGAAAAGGAAACGGGAACGAAACACAUAUACGUACCAUCGUCAUCUUCGUCUUUUCCGCAGCUGUUCGUAGGAAUUUACAUCGAUUUUCUGCUGACCAGGCUACUGUCUACUAUUAACGAUCAAAGAACACAAUGACAACCCAUUUCAGCAGAGGACCGUCUUUUGGGAUGUCAGCAGAAGUCAAAAGCAAGCUGGCCCAGAAGUAUGACCCCCGCAAGGAGGAGGAGCUGCGGCAGUGGAUCCAGGAAGUGACGGGCCGCAAGGUCGGCGACAAUUUCAUGGAGGGGCUAAAAGACGGCGUCAUCCUGUGCGAAUUAAUUAACAAGCUUCAUCCUGGAUCUGUGAAAAAGAUCAGCAACUCCCCGCAGAACUGGCACCAGUUAGAAAAUAUUGGAAACUUUGUCCGGGCCAUCACGGAGUACGGCCUAAAGCCACAUGACCUCUUUGAAGCCAACGACCUGUUUGAGAACAUGAACCACACCCAGGUGCAGAGCACUCUCAUCACCCUGGCGGGAAUGGCUAAAUCCAAAGGCUAUCACUGUAAAUGCGACGUUGGGGUGAAGUAUGCUGAGAAGCAGCACCGCCAGUUCAACCCACUGCAGCUGAAAGAGGGGCGCAACAUAAUCGGGCUUCAGAUGGGCACUAAUAAGUUUGCCAGUCAGAAAGGCAUGACCUCGUAUGGAACACGACGCCACCUCUACGAUCCAAAGGCGGGCAUGGACAAUCCCCUGGACCAAUCGACCAUCAGCCUGCAGAUGGGCACCAACAAGGGAGCCAAUCAGUCCGGAAUGACCGCCCCGGGUACGAAGCGGCAGAUCUUCGAUAAGAAGCUGGACAUGGAGCCCUGCGACAUGGCCACGGUGUCCCUGCAGAUGGGCACCAACAAGGUGGCGUCGCAGAUGGGCAUGACUGUGUACGGCCUGCCGCGCCAGGUGUACGACAGCAAGUACUGCGUCAACCCCAACGAGCAGGCGGGCAUGGAGGACGGCCUGGAUGGGCACGGGUUCGAGAUGGGAAGCGGAGCCCCUGCUACACUUACUGCUGCCUGACGCUCCCAGUUUUGUGCGUGUGUGUGUGUGUGUGUGUGUGUGUGCGGUUUUCUGCAAAACUGUCUCUGCUGUCACUCAAAGUGCAUCAGACCCGACAGCGGUGGUACUCAAACGCGGUCCUGGGACCCCCCCCCCCGUGUGUGCUGGUUUUCGUUCCAGCCACAAUUGCAAUGCCAGAAUUUUAACAAGCUUUUUAAUUUCUCUUAAUUACGUGCUUUUCAUGCUCAGAGACAUUAUUUAAGCCUCUUAAGCCACAUUGUGUUGGAAAUAGCUGUGCAUGGUCUGUAGAGUAAAUAUACCAGCAUUCACAGGGGGCCUCAGGAUCAAGGUUGGGAACUACGACCACACACCACAAUUACACUUGUUUUGUGUGUCCUAUAUCUGCUCUUAGAACAGUUUCAUGCUUUGUGCAAAAGGCAAAUAAAUGAACGGUGGAGUUUAAAACAUCCUAACAGUGGAACCGCGAGGCCAGUGGAACUCCGAGCCACAGUUAUGGAUAUUUAUGUCUACGCAUGUUAGAGUUAAUAUUUUAGCCCAAGCUUAAUCCAGCCCCAUCCCACACCGUAAAUGUGACCGGUGUUAUCGGGAUUAAAGCAUACACAUAUAUAACUGCAAAAUGAUCUGAUGGUAUAUGAAUUCAUGCAGCUCUAGUAGCUUUGCCACCUGUGGAUCUGUAAUAGUUGUUUACUGCUGGUCGAUGCCAUGUUAGACACUGCCACACCAUGUGCUCUUGUAGAUUUCUAUAUAUAUAAAAUAUAUAUAAUUUAAUAUAUAUAUUUUAUAUAUAUAAAAAUCAACAUCAUUUAAA